AUGCGGGCUUCCCGGUGGAUCUGGAUUGCUGCCACAUUCCUCACCUCGACCGUCCACUCAACAGAGACAGCACCCUUCACCCCAGCAGAAGAAGCCACAGCCAACAAGCGAGCCUUUGAAAUUCUCCGCAUCCUCAGACGAGCCAACAACAACUGCCCGGGCGGCUUCAUCCCCUGCACCGAACUAGGCAACGCCGACGCAUGCUGUAAGCAUGGAACGAACUGCUCACGCGAUGACGCCAACAACAUCGCCUGCUGUGCGAGCGGCGCAAGCUGCACUGGCCGUCUAACAGGCACAAAGACAGUGGGCACAGGCACGGCCUUCAUGUUCCCCAACACCGCAACCGCAACCGCAACUACCGAGGGCGGUAUCACCGGCUCGACACUAGACGGCCCAUACCCAUUUGUUGCUGUCCCGACCGCUUUCAAUAAUGCUGAGACUUGCUCAUCUUACUACUCCAUGUGUCAGUCUGACUAUACACAGUGCACUGGCGCGCUGAUGGGCCGCUACGCGGUCACUAUUGGCGGUGCUGGGGAGGGGAAGACGGUUCAGGCUAUCACGGCUGCAUCGCAGGCGACCUCUAUUUGCUCAAGCUUGAGUAUGGACGCUUGCCAUGGUCUUAACUUAGGGUAUUGUGGCAGCGUUGCGACACAGACUGGUAGUGCGGAUGCGGCUGGGAAUGAUGCUUCUCCUGUACGGAUUACGAGUCUUCAUGAUUUGGUCUUGGGGCUGGCAGUUGGAGUUGCGGGGAUGUUUAUAUGA
Molecule: messenger RNA, 762 nt
Organism: Penicillium vulpinum
Lineage: Eukaryota; Fungi; Ascomycota; Eurotiomycetes; Eurotiales; Aspergillaceae
Exons: 1
Coding region: 1-762 (253 amino acids)
Source: RefSeq, a predicted model, not a curated record